Gavialis gangeticus (Gharial) is the source of this 1541-nucleotide messenger RNA. It is a transcript of the gene APOA4, whose product is annotated as apolipoprotein A4. Gene Ontology annotation, cellular component: extracellular region. The record is from RefSeq and is a predicted model, not a curated record. Lineage: Eukaryota; Metazoa; Chordata; Crocodylia; Gavialidae. Gene Ontology annotation, biological process: lipid transport; lipoprotein metabolic process. Bases 114 to 1406 code for a protein of 430 amino acids. The transcript is spliced from 3 exons. Gene Ontology annotation, molecular function: lipid binding.
CAGGCGGCUCUGCUGGCAGUGCGCCCUUGAUUGAUGGUGCUUGGGCCGCAGGCCACGGGGCCGCUGCCAGGACAAGGGCAGCUGGGGGUCUGCCCAGGGCUGGUGCUGGUGCAAUGGGCUUGGCCUUGCCCAGGGCAUGGUGGGGAGCUCCUGUGGGUGGAAAUGAUAGUGUGAUGUGGGAGGGCAGCGGGGGGCAGCUUGGCUGCAUGGAGACUGACCGACACUCUCAUCUCUUCCAUGCAGGACUCCUCCCUUCUCCAACCACCCGCAAACUGCAGCUGCUCAGGAUGUCUCUGAAGACCCUCGCCCUCGCCCUGGCACUCCUCGCCGUCGCCGGCAGCCACGCGGAGCUGGACGCAGAGCUGGACGCGCAGCUGGACGCGCAGCAGGUGGCCAACGUGGUCUGGAGCUACUUCACAGACAUGAGGAACAGCGCGCAGGAGACAGCGGACCAGAUCCAGCAGUCCGAGCUCAGCAAGAAAAUCAACUCCCUCCUGCAGGACAACUUCCAGAACGUCCAGACCUACAUGGCCGACCUGCAGAAGCUGAUCCCCUUCACCGCCGAGCUGCAGGCCCGGCUGAGCCAGGACUCAGAGAAGCUGAAGGUGCAGAUCCGCCAGGAGCUGGAGGAGCUGCGGGCCAAGCUGUCGCCCUACGCUGACGACGUGCACCAGCAGAUCACCCGUAACAUCCAGGAGCUGCAGCAGAAGCUGGCGCCCUAUGCCGAGCAGCUGCGCAGCCAGGUGGACCAGAACGCAGAGGAGCUGCGCCAGAGCCUGGCCCCCUACACCCAGAAGCUGCAGGACAAUGCAGGCAACAUCCAAGCCGUCCUGGCCCCCUACGCCGACCAGCUGCAGGAGCAGAUCAACAGCAACGUGAAGGGCAUGAAGGACCAGCUGACUUCCCUGACUGAAAAUCUCAAGGUCAAAGUGGACCAGACCGUGGCUGAGGUGCAGAAGAGCUUGGCUCCCUACGCCCAGGAUGCACAGGACAAGCUGGCCCACCAGGUCGAGGGCCUCUCCUUCCAGAUGCAGAAGGCGGUGGAGGAGCUGCAGGCCCAGCUGGCCCAGGGCACCGAGGAGCUGCGGGGCCAGCUGAGCCCCUAUGCCGAGGAGCUGCGGGAGAAGCUGCAGGGCGACAGCAAGAGCCUGCACCAGAUGCUGGAGGGCCUGAGCGGGCGCAUGGACCGUGCCAUCGAGGACUUCCGCCAGCGCGUCGCGCCCCACGGGGAGGCCUUCAACCAGAAGCUGGUGCAGAAGCUGGAGGAGCUGCGGCAGAAGCUGGGGUCCGACACGAGCAGCAUAGAGGACCACCUCGCCUUCCUGGAGAGGGAUAUGCGCCAGCAGAUCUCCUCCUUCCUCAGCAGCCUUAAGCAGAUCGAGAGCUCACCCCAGGAUGAGCAAUGAGGGGCGUCCAUGCGGCCCCGCGGCAGCCCCAUGGGGAGAGGGAGCUGCCCGUCUGCCUGUCCCCACUGCACUUCAUUCCUGCCCAAACGCUGCACUCACUGCAGCUGCAGAAAUAAAACUGCACCACAGCAACGU